Messenger RNA from Andrographis paniculata, 794 nucleotides. RefSeq lists its product as uncharacterized. The transcript has 2 exons. Gene Ontology annotation, molecular function: enzyme inhibitor activity. NCBI's taxonomy places the organism in Eukaryota, Viridiplantae, Streptophyta, Magnoliopsida, Lamiales, Acanthaceae. Bases 16 to 612 code for a protein of 198 amino acids. The record is from RefSeq and is a predicted model, not a curated record.
ACCAGAAAUCUAAUAAUGAUGUUGAAGAAACUUGUGUUCCUUUUGGCACUGAUGGUUGUCGCCGCGGCCGCCGCCCGGGGGCGGGACAUCCAACACCACCAGAAAGAAUCUAAUCCCUCCACCGAUCGCCUCAUCGAAAUGGCCUGCGCCGACGACUCCAACUGCAUCUCCAUUGUCGAAACCGCGCCUGAAUCUGAAAAGUCUAACGCCACCGCUCUCACCUUCUUCAUCCUCAGGUACGUAGAAGAUCAGGCGGUGAACGUGUCGAAACGCGUGAGGGCAGCGAAGGUUUCUUCGCUGCCUCCGAUGCUCCAAUCGGCGGUGGCGGAGUGCCGGGAGCAGUACAACUCGGUCGACGACUUGAUCGACGACGUGGUCGACGCGAUGGAGUCCAAUUCCCGCAGCGACGCCGUCGAGAUCACCAAAGCCGCCAUCGGCAACAUCGACCAGUGCCACUCCCAUCUCGUUGCCAACAACGACGAGGAGCGGGCCGAGGACAAAUCCGACGACGACGACAAGGAGGACGUCCAGUGGUCCGCCGAUUUGGCCAAGUCUAAUCUCCUUCUCAAGAAAUUGCUCGGCGCCGCACUCAAUAUCCUCAAGAAAAAUUGAAAAAACAAAAAGACACUAAUCCGCAUGUAAGAAUCGAAUAUGAAAUUCGAAGAGCAGCGGCGGCGGAUUAUCGUACUAUAGAAUUUUCAUGUCUUAGUUUUUGUUACUGUCUUUCCUAAUUUUGAUUAUUGUUUUAACAAUUGUAGUAUUGGUUAGAUCUAAUCCGUUCAAUUAUGGACACG